Megalops cyprinoides (Indo-Pacific tarpon) is the source of this 2931-nucleotide messenger RNA. RefSeq names its product chloride channel, voltage-sensitive 1b (gene clcn1b). Lineage: Eukaryota; Metazoa; Chordata; Actinopteri; Elopiformes; Megalopidae. The coding region runs from base 25 to 2901 and encodes 958 amino acids. Gene Ontology annotation, cellular component: membrane. Gene Ontology annotation, biological process: chloride transport; transmembrane transport. Gene Ontology annotation, molecular function: voltage-gated chloride channel activity. The transcript is spliced from 23 exons. The record is from RefSeq and is a predicted model, not a curated record.
UUUUGGGUCAGUGACAGCGUGUCAAUGGCUGCAGAUGCGUCGCAAAGGAAGGCUCUGAGAUACCAGCAGACCCUGCUAUAUGGAGAGUACAGAGAGCAGCUGGGGAGUUUUGCCCGGAGAGAGGCUACUCGAUUGCUGACAGAAAAACAAUGGAGGAAACACAGAGGAGAUGUCUCCUCGGCAAAGCGUGCCCAUGGCCGCUCCCACGCUGCUGCCGUAGAGACGGGUUUCACAUCUUCAGGACAUAGCCACACCUCUUCAAUGAAGAAACCUCGCCCUUACUCAAAAUGUCGAGACUGUGUAGCACGGGUUCAAAGAUACAUUGUGACAAAGCUGGGUGAGGACUGGAUCUUCCUUGUACUGCUGGGUCUCACCAUGGCAUUGGUCAGCUGGAGCAUGGACUACGCCAGCGCCAAGAGUUUACAAGUUUAUAAGUGGAUGCAUGGAGAGCUAAAGGGGAACGUUCUGCUACAGUACUUGGCUUGGGUCACCUACCCCAUGGUGCUCAUCAUGUUCGCCUCCCUCUUCUGCCACCUGGUUGCCCCGCAGUCCAUUGGCUCUGGUAUUCCUGAACUGAAAACCAUCCUCAGAGGGGUGGUGCUCAAGGAGUAUUUGACCCUGAAGGCCUUUGUGGCUAAAGUCGUCGGCCUGACGGCUGGACUGGGGAGCGGAAUGCCAGUGGGGAAAGAAGGUCCCUUUGUUCACAUUGCCAGUAUCUGUGCAGCAGUGCUGAGCAAAAUCAUGUCCAUCUUCUGUGGUGUCUAUGAGAACCCCUAUGGCUAUACAGACAUCCUCACAGUGGGCUGUGCUGUGGGGGUGGGCUGCUGUUUCGGCACUCCUCUUGGAGGGGUGCUGUUCAGUAUUGAAGUCACGUCUACUUACUUCGCUGUGAGAAAUUAUUGGAGGGGCUAUUUUGCUGCCACUUUCAGUGCCUUCAUAUUCAGAGUGCUAUCAGUGUGGAACAAAGAUGCCGUUACCAUCACUGCCCUCUUCCGCACUAACUUCCGGAUGGAGUUCCCCUUUGACCUUCAGGAACUGCCAGCAUUCGCCGUCAUUGGCAUUUCGUGUGGUUUCCUGGGCGCCUUCUUCGUCUACCUGAAUCGCCAGGUGGUUAUGGUCAUGAGAAGACAGACCACACUCACCCGCUUCCUGACCAAACAUCGAUUGAUUUACCCAGGUGCCGUGACAUUAAUCAUUGCAACUUUCACCUUUCCCCCUGGAUUUGGACAGUUCAUGGCCGGAGAGUUGAUGCCCAGGGAGUGUAUUAACUCCCUUUUUGACAAUUUCACCUGGACCAAAAUCUGGGGCUCCCCUCCUCCUCCCGGCCUUGGGCGCUCUUCUGCCUGGCUGCACCCUCGCGUCAGCGUCUUCGUCAUCCUGCUCCUCUUCUUCGUCAUGAAGUUUUGGAUGUCUGCCAUUUCUACAACGAUGCCUAUCCCUUCAGGUGCCUUUAUGCCCGUCUUCAUAUUGGGUGCGGCGUUUGGCCGGUUGGUGGGGGAGAUCAUGGCAACCCUCUUCCCCAAUGGGAUUCUGUUUGACGGAAUUGUGUACCGAAUCCUGCCGGGGGGGUAUGCAGUCAUCGGGGCAGCGGCUCUGACAGGGGCAGUGACCCACACGGUCUCCACGGCGGUGAUCUGCUUCGAGCUGACAGGACAGAUCUCACACAUCCUGCCCAUGAUGGUGGCCGUGAUCCUGGCCAACAUGGUGGCUCAGGGGCUGCAGCCCUCGCUCUACGACUCCAUCAUCCAGGUCAAGAAACUGCCCUACCUCCCAGAGCUGGGCUUUGGGCACAUCAGCAAAUACAAUAUUUUUGUGGAGGACAUUAUGGUGAAGAAACUGAAGUUCCUUUCCACACAGUCUACCUACAGAGAGCUAAAUCACUUGCUACAGUCCACCUCCUUAAAAACUAUCCCGUUGGUCGACUCAAAGGAGUCAAUGAUCCUAUUGGGCUCAAUUGAGAGGACUGAGCUUCAGGCUAUCUCUGAUUGGUGGCUUUCAGCGGAGAGGCGGGUCCUCAACCAAGCACAGGUUUUGGAAAGUCAGGGACUGGAUUCAAAGGUCAGCUGGGAAUCAUUUGCCUUUGUGGAUGAGGAAGGAGGAGAGGAGAGCGUUGACAAGAGCAUACCAGUGCAGGACGAACGAAAUGGGCCUCUCCCAGCUCCCAAACCCCAAGAGCCAUCCACCAAUCACACGUCUUCUGACAAACGGCCGCUGCAGGCUGUGAGGAGAACCUUGCAAGGUCUUUUCUCCUCCUCAUCAGACAGACAGCCUGCGGAACCUCAGGAGGCUGCACCUCCUCCCCUUACAGAUACAAUGACACCAGAGGAGAUCAAAGCCUGGGAAGAGGCUGAGCUGGAUAAGCCAAUCGACAUCGAUCAAAUACGAGUUGAUCCAUCCCCCUUUCAGCUGGUGGAGAGAACCUCGCUACACAAGACUCACACGUUAUUUUCUUUGCUGGGCCUGAGUCAUGCUUAUGUCACCAGCAUUGGGAAACUGGUGGGAGUGGUGGCACUGAAGGAGCUGCAAAAGGCCAUCGAGGGCUCAACCCGCAGCGGGGUCCGCCUACGCCCUCCGCUGGCCAGCUUCCGGGAUGCCAGCCGAAAAUCAAAAAAGCCUCCCCAGCCUACCUCCCCCCCAUCCUCCCCAACGCGUGAGAGAGAAGUGUGGAUCGAGGGGGCAAAGAGGAACGUGGAGGAGGUUGAGGGCAAUGGUACCACCAGCAACAGCGGUGGGACAGGUUGCAAUAGCAGCAGUAGCAGUAGCGAUAGCAGCAACAACAGAGGGGCAGAAGGUUCCUCUUUCCCACCUCCUUCCCCCUCAUCCAUUGCUCUUUCUUCCCUCCAUCCUGUGGUGGAACAAGAGAGGGACGGAGAGAGAGAGAGCGAGGAGGAGCCACUCUGAGCAAAGUAGAAGAGGACUUUUUGUAUGGGA